GGCGGGCCGGGCCGGGCGGGUGCUGUGGGCGGGCAGGGGCGGAGGGAAGCGCGGGCCGGGCGGGCUGAGAGGAGCUGAGAGGCCGCGUUAAAGCGGCCGCCUGCAGCCGCCCGCUCGGCUCCCGCUCCUCACCGACGGACGGUGCUGGCCGUCGCUGCUCGCCGUGGCGGUUUGCACGCCAAUGAGGGCCCGGACUCCGGCCCUCGCCGCCUCAGGAGCCGCCCGCAGCCUCCCGUCCCGACCCCCCUCCCACAGCCCGGCCGGGGCGGGCGGCCCGGACCCAUGCGGCGGCUCCAGGAGAAGUUCAGGAGGUUCAUGAACCACCCAGCUCCAGCAAACAGCCGCUACAAACCCACUUGCUAUGAACAUGCUGCUAACUGCUACACACAUGCAUUCCUCAUUGUUCCAGCCAUUGUGGGUAGUGCCCUUCUCCACAGACUGUCUGAUGAUCGCUGGGAAAAGAUAACAGCCUGGAUGUACGGCGUGGGGCUCUGCGCCCUCUUCAUUGUAUCCACAGUGUUUCAUAUCAUUUCUUGGAAAAAGAGUCACUUAAGGACAAUGGAGCAUUGCUUUCACAUGUGUGACAGGAUGAUGAUCUAUGUCUUUAUUGCAGCAUCAUAUGCACCAUGGUUAAAUCUCCGCGAGCUUGGGCCUCUUGCCUCUCACAUGCGUUGGUUUAUCUGGCUGAUGGCUGCUGGAGGAACCCUUUAUGUAUUUCUCUACCAUGAAAAGUACAAGAUCGUUGAACUCUUUUUCUACUUAGCAAUGGGAUUUUCUCCUGCUCUGGUAGUGACAUCCAUGAGCAACACCGAUGGACUUCAGGAGGUUGCCUGGGGAGGCUUGAUCUAUUGUCUGGGUGUGGUGUUCUUCAAGAGUGAUGGAGUCAUUCCAUUUGCCCAUGCCAUCUGGCACCUCUUCGUGGCCACAGCAGCUGCUGUGCAUUACUAUGCCAUUUGGAAGUACCUUUACAGAAGUCCUGCAGACAUCAUUCGUCACUUAUGAUGUACCCACAUAAAACAAUAAACUGCAGUUGGCCUCUGUAACAGUAUUAUUUGACUUAAGGCAUUCGGGGAAAUUGGAAAAUUGCACAGAAAAACUGCACUGACUUUGGGUAGUUCUCUGAACACAGUUACUGUGAACUGACUUUGGAUGUGUCCUGCAAUUGCCUGUGGUAUGGCAAGUGCUCUAAAUAGCCAAGAUACUGUACUGCAGUACCAAGAAUCCAUUCCAUAUUAGUAGAACUGGGUACCUGAUGUUUACAAAGAAAUUUUGUAUUCUAAUUUAAUUUUACAAUUUUUAACGAUGUGAAUUUUUCUAAAUUAGUGAUUCAAAUGGUGAAGUCAGUGCAAUAGUGAAAAUGUAACUCCUGAUUUGAAAUUGGUUUCUAUCAUCUUUCCACUUGUCAUUUAUUUAACAUGAAUCACAGACAUAAUAAUCUUUUACCACCCGUUAUCUUGGUAUAAUGUGACUUUUAUAGAAACUUUUUGUUUUUUGUAAACUUUAAAAGUACAUUUCGUGAACUGAAACACACAGCUGUCAUCUAUGCAGUUACUCAUGUUGCAAAACGUUGCAAGACAUGGUUACAUUCCACACACUGUGCUGGCAAGCAAACGUUGUACCUCUUCCAAAGCUUCUAUUACAGGUGUAAUUGUAAUAACCACUUUUAAAAACUAAAAUAUAAAUGUGAUUCUGCUGAGUUUUAACAUGCUAGUAUUCUGCUUCUCUAUAGUACCACUUAAGCAGCACCUUAAUUUGGCAUGAUGGAAAUGAAGUGCUUUAAAAGAAAUAAUUAAUGUGAUUUCCUCCUCAAGAUUCCCAAUUCUACAGCAGCAGUUUGGAUGCCAGCUGACUUCCCAAGGGUUGACAAUAUUAAGGAAGGUGAAUUCUAACAUCUCCCUACCCAAACCAGAUGGUCUUUAAGGUCCCUUCCAACCAAAACCAUCCUAUGAUUUCUCCAGAAUAAGUGUAUCAUAUUGAUGCUGUAAUGUUAGGGCCUGGAUUUUCAGAGGGAAUUUAAAUUGUCCAACAGAAUAAUUUCCCACCAACUUUGGUUGGUGGUUUCUGUUAGGAAGUCCAGGUGCAGAGCAAUUACUUCCUGCAUGGAAUUCAUGGCUCAGCCUUUUGGGGAGGAGAGCCUGAAAAUAGUGUCAGUUGUCAUUCUGGGACUGAACACAGAAUAAACCUGUAGUUGUGUUGCUGUCUUUCUGUACAGGAAACCAGAUGUGGUAGCAAGUCAUGAUUGUAGAACAUGUGCAUUAAGUGACCAGAUGUAGAGUCAUUGUAAUACUGUUUGUCCUAUUAUUAUAUCCUGUCCCACUAUAUAAUGAAUGUCUUAUAUUAAGAUUGACUUUAUCCUUUUUCUAAUUUACUCAUCUUUUCAUGUCAGUAUUCAAAACCAAAACGUGUUGCCUUUUUCAGAUUUUGUUCUGGAUAUUGCCUGUCUGCAAACAAUAAGUAGCAAGAUGGGGAAGUUUUUCAAGGUACCAUUUAAUAUUGCACCUAGAUUUGCCAGUGGGUUGCAUAUUUUAGAAUAUAUACUUUUGUAUAUGGAAUUUACAAGAGGGACAAACUUUAAAUUCAAGGCAUUGAAAAAGAAUUGCUGCAUGGUGUUAGCAGGUGGCUGGAGAAACAGCAGCACUACAGCUGACUGGUUAACUGCCCCAAAAGAGAAUAAAUGGCACAACAGGGCAGGUAAUUCCUAGUACAACAGUCUCACACAUCUGGAUGCCUCAGUUUUUUAACAUUGUGUCUAUUUUAAUAUUUUCCACUUUUUGUGAGUUCAUAUAUUUUGCUUAAAUGCAGUACUGUUAAAACCACUGAAAUACAUAUAAAGCUUUUCUGUAGUCAAAAGUGAAACUCUUGCUUGAAUAUGUUUGUUUUAAUUUUAAGUUAAUUUUUUCAUGGCAUUGCUUUUUGGAGUGUUUGCAGUGGUUUAUAAAAAAAUUUCAAUUCGCCAAAAAUAUUUUGAAUUACUGUAUUCUUGUCAAUAUGAUAUUGAAUGUACUAGACUAACAAUAAACAUUUUGUGCAAUUUGGA
Calypte anna (Anna's hummingbird) is the source of this 3037-nucleotide messenger RNA. It is a transcript of the gene MMD, whose product is annotated as monocyte to macrophage differentiation associated. Gene Ontology annotation, cellular component: membrane. Lineage: Eukaryota; Metazoa; Chordata; Aves; Apodiformes; Trochilidae. The record is from RefSeq and is a predicted model, not a curated record. Gene Ontology annotation, molecular function: pore-forming activity. The transcript has 7 exons. The coding region runs from base 283 to 1002 and encodes 239 amino acids.